AUGGCCACUUCCAUUACUUGGCGGUUGACGGUGGAAGAAAUCAUCUCGGUGCCCCCACCAACUGGAUCAUCUGGAUGUAAACCAGCUGGUUUUGUGGAAGCUCUCAUCGCCGAUACCAAGGGAGGUUACAGGAGCCGAAAAAAUAGCUUUCCGUCAAAGGAUGAGUUCCCUGAUCCUGAAUGCGACGUGGCACUGGAGGGAAACGGCCCCGUGCAGAUUCUCGACCCUGAAGACAGGAUAUCCAAAUACUGGCAGGAAGAUCCCGAGAAAAGGCAUCUCCAUCUCAUCGUCCAAUUGCCUCAUGACGGAAAGAGGAAGCGUGAGGAUCCGGUCGAUAUUUCAAUGGAGCUGUACGAUAAAUGGAACGUUUCACUCCCAAUCACUCCGAACCUUACCGAUUUGGAAGCACCCCUUGGGCCCGAAGAAAAAAUGAGGCCGUUCGUUUCAGAUCGUAAUAAAACUGACGAACAACUGUUAGGAUCCAACUGCAUACGAGUCAAUCUUUUGGAUAUAAGAGCCCUGUCGGAGGCAUAG
Molecule: messenger RNA, 534 nt
Organism: Cantharellus anzutake
Lineage: Eukaryota; Fungi; Basidiomycota; Agaricomycetes; Cantharellales; Hydnaceae
Exons: 4
Coding region: 1-534 (177 amino acids)
Source: RefSeq, a predicted model, not a curated record